AUGCACCCUUUAAAUCCCUUCCUCCGUGCCUUCUUCCGAAGCACUGUUCCGGGACAGUGUAUACCCAUCGAGAAUCAUGUCCUCCUCGUGCCUGUGACAGAAUCCCUAACUGGGUCGCGCGAUCGCGAGUCCUCCCUCUACUACUCGGAUCUGGUCGUUUCGGAAGAAUUCCUUGGGAGCCAUAUCCUGCGUAUACCAGUCGCUACCGGGACUGGUGGGGGGAAGGAUGACUCGAAUAUACGGGACAGCAGAGGCAAGGCCAAGCAAGUGACGACCGUAAACGGACGAACAGUGAUCAUCAAAGAGAAUUCGGUUUACAGCAAUAAAGGUUUCAAGUCCCUAAGCCAAGCGCAGCUGGUGUCUGAUGCGUUAUAUUACAACAACAGCAACGACUCCCAGCCAUGGCUUAUCUACUAUAUAUCACGUCCACUGAUCGGUUCGUUUGAUCCCGGAAGGAUUAUAAUUGCUGUAGUCCCAGGGGCACAGCCGAAAGUCAAUGCUCUAGGCAACGGAUCCAAGUCCGGCGAGCCAGUCUCCUCACCCCCAAAGAAAGAGAUCAAGACCUUCGGAGAAUUGCUGGCAAACUUUCCGAUGAUUGCUCGACAGAUGCAACCUGGUUUGGAACGGCUGUUCAAGGAGUUUGGGAAAGAAUUGGGGAAACCUCUGCCUCCUCCACCAUCACGAUCUCCUGUCAUGUUCGAAGAUUAUGAACGGAAGCAAAACCGCGAUGAGCAUUCCCUCGAUGAAGCCGCUUCCAUUCGAUCCUCGCGUAGCAGGGAAGGACUCCCGUUCAACUCCGAGGAAUACUUCGAGGAUGACGAGGAUUUGAUGCGCCGCAGCCUUGAGACAGCGGUUACUGCUGCUAUUGACCUGUUUCGAUUGGUGGACAAACAACAGCUUUCUUUCCUCGGAGCCACCACCGACCUUACUGGGCCAUUGGUAGAACGACUGAUUGAGCGUUACGUCGCUGAGCAGGUGCAUGAGAAGCUUCUCUUCCCUCGACUCUGCAAAUUCCGGCUUCCAGAGGAUGCUGAACUGGAUUCUCGAAUUCGGUAUAUGGAAAACAUUGACAUUUCCCAAGUGGGUAUCGUGGUAGAAGGAGGGCGCGAGGGUAAGCGGGAAUUAUUGCAGCGGCUCGGUAGAGCAGUCGAUGAAUUCCGCAAAAUGCUCGAUGCUAGGUGCCCUCACGACAUGCUAAACACCUUGCUUGAGACGGUCAAAAUCUUGUCGUACCCUGGCAGCUAUAGCAGGACGGAUUCCCACUCGUCAGAAAAACAGUUUGCGCCUGUGACCAUCAACGCGGACAUCCUAGUCUCGUUGCUGCUUGUCGUCGUCAUAAGAUCUCAAAUCAAGAAUCUGCAGGCACGCUUGAUGUACAUGCAGCACUUCAUCUAUAUCGACGAUGUUGACAGUGGUGAAAUGGGCUAUGCACUGAGCACCCUUGAGGCUGUUCUUACUUAUUUGGUGACCGACUCCGCGGGUCUACGAAGAGCGAGUAUCAGGAAUAAACGUUUAUGGAGCGCCACCAAGCACGGGCGUGUUAUUGACAUGAAGGCAAUCCUGGAGCCCAACGGUGACCAGGAAUCGAUAGACGACCUCCCCUGCGAAUCCGAGGAAAGGCUUGUUGCCUUCAAGACAGGAGACGAAGAGGAUUUGGUUCCAGUUUCACACAUUUCACUGCCAAUACGUGAUGGUCUGUCUAAUUCAUUUGGCGAUGAUGCAGCGACACCCGCUAGUGGUGACGACUCCGAAGCACCUCCUCUGUCGCACGUCUUCCCCUUUCAGACGUGGGCAAACAUUUCGCCCCCAAUUGAAGUGCGGCGCCCCAUCAAGAAAGUCUCAAUGGACGUGCGUAGUCUCUCCGGAUCAUCUGGCAUAUCGCUCGCGUCCCGAACAACCACAAUGGAAUCAAUUACGAGCGCAAUCGAAGGCGACAGCUCGAUCGAGACACUUACCAAGACGCAGGAUCCUGCUGGGGAUUCGAUUCCAAUGAUGGCGGUUGAAAGUCGCCAGCCGGAGGCUCUAAAGUACUUGCUUAGCUUGCAAGAAUACUAUCCUUUGGAGGACAUUCUCGAGGAUUCUAACACUGAUGGCACUACACUACUGAGUGCUGCAGUUCAACUUGCCCACGCUGACAUUGUGGAGAUCCUGCUGGAUUACCUUUUCGGUGCAACGGAUAGACAUACCAUCGCCUCAUAUAUGCAGAAAUCUGAUAUGCAUGGACGUACAGUCGCACACUAUUUGUUCAGCACGCCGUCAGUGAUGCAUAGGCUUGAGGGCCUCCUUCCAUGGUGUCAACGCGACAAGCAUGGGCAAACUCCACUUUUCGCGCUGUGUCGUUCUUAUGACCACCCCGACUACAAGUUAAUGGUGAAUGAAGCCCUGGACGCAGCCCAUAAAGCCCAAGGAGACGGCAAGCCUUUGCGCCUUGACGAGCAUGUUGACUCGAAAGGUAACACGUUGCUUCAUAUCGUCAGCGAUCCUGAAAUCACCGUUCGGAUUUUGCAUGGCUGUGAUUGUGAUCCCAACGCAACCAACGACAAGAGGUUCACGCCGCUCAUGAUGGCGAGUAAAUAUGGCCGCAUCGACCAAGUCCGCAUUUUGUUCGCGGACCCCCGUGUAGAUGUCCAUCUUAAAGAAAGUCGCGGAUUGACCGCCGUUGAACUGGCGAAGGACGACGAGGUUCGCAACCGUAUCGACGAUCUCAUUCUCUUGUCUACGCCUCUUUCCGUCUACGACGAGCAGUCGGGUCGUGUGACAACCGUUGUUCGUUCGUACUUCGUUGAAGAUGCAACGGUUCGAUUCGUACUCAAAUCUGGCGCGCCUAAUCCCACUGCGAACUCGGUGGAAUCUCGGCCUGCGUCAGGCACAACGUACACCGUUACAACGUGUCGGCGCACCUUUUCCGACUUUGAGAAUCUUGCCAGAUGCCUCUCGACCGAGCAUCCCGCUUCAUACAUGCCAUCAUUGUCUGACUUCCGUAGCCCGUUUCAGGUUCAUUCCAAGCCUUCUCGUUCCGUGCUACACGAUAUGCAAGAGAAACUCGACAAGUUCUUGAAGGUUUUACUGUCUCAUCCAACUUUUGCCACCCAUGAGAUGCUUUGGGAGUUCUUUCUCGUUCCGGAGCUACAGCCGGAUAUGAUGGCGGAUAGGUCACACCGAAAAGCCCAGGUCCUUGCAGAAUCAAUUAUCGACGAUUAUGCACCAGUGACUCCAGAAGGUAUGAGAGAGACUGAACAAUUCGUCUCGCAUGCCCAAGACAUGGUCCGUGCCGUUCAUGUGAAUACCCGCAGUCUCAUCCGUCGUGGCCAUGCGCUGCAGAACUCAGCAUCUGACAUGGCAGACGCAUUGGCUCUCUGCUCUACUUCCAUCUCCACCCUCAAGGAACCGACGCAGGCACUUCCCCUGACCCACGUUGACGCAUUCAUCCGUUACGCUCUCUGUCUUUCAACCUCGUCUUCUGACUCAUCUCCUCUACUCCAAUUUGUCGCCGCAUUCACCUCCAUCGACAACACCACCAAUGCUGUUCUCACGUCCCUCUCUCGCCCGGUCUCAUUAAUCUCUACCUUAUCGUCAACGAACCGAAACCUGUCGCGGUCUCGCUCGUCCCUCCUCUCGUCCUCCCUCCCACGCAAAUUCAACCUCAAUUUCCCCGGCUUAGAAGAGUCGCGACAAAAGUCCGUUCGAGAACUGGAAAGCAAGAUCCAGGAUUCCGAAGCGCAAGUGGCGCGUCUUUCCCGUGAAAUCUCCUGGAACAAGGAUGUGGUCGUCGGGGAACUCGCCGGCUGGACCUCGUGGCGGGAGAAGAUUGGACGGGACGCGAUCCGUUCAUUCGUGAAGGCUACUCUGGUGCGCGAGAAGGAACGUGGGAGGAGGCUCGAGCGAUGUUUGAGAAGUGUGCAUGAGAUGCAAUAAUGGGUGGUCCCAAAGCAUCCGCUAUCUGAUCUGUUAUUUCAGGCGUGUGGGAUAAUGUGGUGGUUGCAGGGGAUUAUAGAUCAUUACCCUUAACCAACAACCAAGUUAUGUAGAAGUUACGGUACGGUAAUAAGUGAUAUUUUCCCUGGAACCGUG
Aspergillus homomorphus CBS 101889 is the source of this 4071-nucleotide messenger RNA. Its product is annotated as putative VPS9 domain protein. The transcript is spliced from 3 exons. The coding region runs from base 1 to 3915 and encodes 1304 amino acids. Gene Ontology annotation, biological process: early endosome to late endosome transport. Gene Ontology annotation, molecular function: SNARE binding; phosphatidylinositol binding; guanyl-nucleotide exchange factor activity. NCBI's taxonomy places the organism in Eukaryota, Fungi, Ascomycota, Eurotiomycetes, Eurotiales, Aspergillaceae. Gene Ontology annotation, cellular component: late endosome; transport vesicle; early endosome. The record is from RefSeq and is a predicted model, not a curated record.